Hordeum vulgare subsp. vulgare (domesticated barley) is the source of this 1702-nucleotide messenger RNA. RefSeq names its product NAD(P)H-quinone oxidoreductase subunit 1, chloroplastic. Gene Ontology annotation, cellular component: membrane. Gene Ontology annotation, molecular function: NADH dehydrogenase activity. Lineage: Eukaryota; Viridiplantae; Streptophyta; Magnoliopsida; Poales; Poaceae. Gene Ontology annotation, biological process: aerobic respiration. The record is from RefSeq and is a predicted model, not a curated record. The coding region runs from base 1010 to 1573 and encodes 187 amino acids. The transcript has a single exon.
ACGAUUAUACAAUACUUACCUUAUGUAACAAGGUGGGAUUAUUUAGCUACUAUGUUUACAGAAGCAAUAACAGUAAAUGCACCAGAAUUCUUGGAGAAUAUUCAAAUACCACAAAGAGCCAGCUAUAUUAGGGUAAUUAUGUUAGAGUUAAGCCGUAUAGCUUCUCACUUGCUAUGGCUUGGACCUUUUAUGGCGGAUCUCGGCGCACAGACUCCUUUUUUCUACAUUUUUAGAGAGAGAGAAUUAAUAUAUGAUCUAUUUGAAGCUGCUACAGGUAUGCGAAUGAUGCACAAUUACUUCCGCAUCGGAGGAGUAGCCGCCGAUCUACCUUAUGGAUGGAUCGAUAAAUGUUUAGAUUUCUGUGAUUAUUUUUUACGCGGAGUUGUUGAAUAUCAACAACUUAUUACACAGAAUCCCAUUUUUUUAGAGCGAGUUGAAGGAGUAGGUUUUAUUAGCGGAGAAGAAGCAGUAAAUUGGGGCUUAUCGGGACCUAUGUUACGAGCUUCUGGAAUACAAUGGGAUCUUCGUAAAGUGGAUCCUUAUGAGUCUUACAACCAAUUUGAUUGGAAAGUCCAAUGGCAAAAAGAAGGCGAUUCAUUAGCUCGCUAUUUAGUACGAGUUGGUGAAAUGAGCGAAUCCAUCAAAAUAAUUCAACAAGCUAUAGAAAAAAUUCCUGGAGGACCUUAUGAGAAUUUAGAAGUCCGACGCUUUAAGAAAGAAAAGAAUUCUGAAUGGAAUGAUUUUGAGUAUAAAUUUCUUGGUAAAAAACCUUCCCCCAAUUUUGAAUUGUCAAGGCAAGAGCUUUAUGUAAGAGUGGAAGCCCCAAAAGGUGAAUUAGGGAUUUAUCUAGUAGGAGAUGAUAGCCUUUUUCCCUGGAGAUGGAAAAUCCGUCCACCCGGUUUUAUUAAUUUGCAAAUUCUUCCUCAACUAGUUAAAAAAAUGAAAUUGGCUGAUAUCAUGACGAUAUUAGGUAGUAUAGAUAUCAUUAUGGGGGAAGUUGAUCGUUGAAAUGAUAAUAGAUAGGGUAGAGGUAGAAACUAUCAAUUCUUUUUCGAAAUCGGAAUUAUUAAAAGAAGUCUAUGGACUGAUAUCGAUUCUACCCAUUUUGACCCUCCUUUUAGGAAUUACAAUAGAGGUACUCGUAAUUGUGUGGUUAGAAAGAGAAAUAUCUGCGUCGAUACAACAACGUAUUGGUCCUGAAUAUGCUGGCCCCCUGGGCCUGCUUCAAGCUAUAGCAGAUGGGACUAAACUACUUUUUAAAGAAGAUAUUCUGCCAUCGCGAGGAGAUAUUUCUUUAUUUAGCAUUGGACCUUCUAUAGCAGUCAUAUCAGUUUUAUUAAGUUUUUUAGUUAUCCCUUUGGGAUAUCAUUUUGUUUUAGCCGAUCUUAGUAUUGGUGUUUUUUUAUGGAUUGCCAUUUCAAGUAUAGCUCCUAUUGGUCUUCUUAUGGCAGGAUAUAGCUCAAAUAAUAAAUAUUCUUUUUCAGGCGGUCUACGAGCUGCUGCUCAAUCCAUUAGUUAUGAAAUACCAUUAACUUUUUGUGUGCUAGCAAUAUCUCUACGUGUGAUUCGUUAAAAUAGGAUCUUUUUCCUAUAAAAUCCAUUAACUAUUUAUAUUCCUUUUCUUAUUUAGUAUUUGGGUUGGUAAGUUAAACUAGAUAGCUAUAUGAGUGAAAUAAAACAGCUUCUAAAUUUGUAGUAAAAA